AUGAAUCAAACAAUUAAGCAAACUCUACGAAAGGUGGUACAGGAGACUUGUAAAGAUUGGGAUGAGACAUUACCAUUGGUGUUGGCGGCAAUUCGAAGUAGUGAUCGGUUAGGUACAGGGUACCAGCUGUACCAAAUUCUCUUCAGAGGUCCUAUGAGACUGUGGAGCCCUCUACUGUAUCCAGGAGAAGUAGAGGAAGUAUCGGUUACCCAAUGGGUUAAAGAGUUACCGACUGAAUUUAAGAAAAUGGAAUUUAGGUUAACAGAUGCAGUUGAGAAAGCAAGAGAAUAUGUGGACUCACGAGCCAUUCAAGAUACGAAAUUGUGGAACAUAGGAGAUAAGGUGAUGUAUCUGAGGCUGACACCAAAAGAUCAUGUCUUGGAAUCAAAAUGGGUUGGACCAUUUUCAAUUAUGAAUAAAAUUUCCCCCACUGUAGUGCAAAUUAAUCAGGGAAAAAAGGGGAAAUGGGUACACACCACAAUUAAAGUUAUGGCGCAAAGAUUAGAUAACCUUUUGGUUUGUUUUACAGAAAUAAAAGGGGAAUGUCCAACUGCAUUGGAGGAUAUCCCGAACAGAUCCUGGAUUGGGAGUGUGGAGGAAUGCGAAGUGAAUGAUGUGUUUCUUAAGCACAAUUUUGUACAUGAAGGACAGCCACUUGCUGUCAACUGUUCAGUAGAUAAAAUACUGAAUUUUGAAAACACAGACUACAACUUGACUUGGUACAAAACUGGUAGCCAAACAUCCGUGGCUAAAGACAAACAUUCCAGAAUUCACCAGCAAAAGAACUUCAUUUGGUUUCUCCCUGCAACUUUACACGAUUCAGGAUCCUAUGAAUGUAUUAUAAGGAAUUUAUCAAGCUGCAGAAAAAUAUAUAUGAACCUAAGAGUUUUCAAGAAUAUUUAUGGUUUAUGCUUUAAUGAAAAAUUUGCCAUUGGGGAGGAGAUACUAACAUCGUCACAUGCUAAGGUUGUAUGUCCUCAUUUGGAUUAUUUCAGAGAUGAGGAGAAUACUUUGCCCCUUCAGUGGUAUAAGGAGUGUGAGCUGCUUGAAGAGGAAAGGUUUGUCUCUUCCAAUGAUUACCUUGUGAUUAAAAAUGCAACUCUACAUGACAAAGGAAACUACACAUGCAGAACAUCAUAUACUUACAAGGGAAAACAAUAUAACAUUUCACGAGACAUUAGUCUAACUGUGACAGUGAGUCCACGGAACACACCACCAGAAAUAUUUUACCCAAGAAACAAUACCAUUGAAGUAGAACUUGGCUCACGUGUCAUAGUGGACUGCAGUGUAACAGGCGCUGAAGUGUUUCAGGUGUACUGGACAGUCAACAACACAUACAUUGAUAUAUAUUAUAAGAGUAGAAUUUUUGAAGAGGAAGAUUAUGAAGGCGAAACUUUCUGUGAUGGACACCCUCUCACUACAGUGAGACUCAACAUUUCCGAAGUCAAUAGCGAGGAUUACGAACAUCACUUUGUCUGCCAUGCUUUGAAUUCCUUUGGUCAAGUUGCAACAUAUAUAGCAAUAAAACACAGAGUUGCAGAUUUUCACAAAUCACUGACUGGAGGAUUCAUUGCAUUGCUGCUUUUAACAGUUGUUACUUUAUUAAUCUUCAAGCUUUUCAAGAUUGACAUUUUGCUUUGGUAUCGUAGUUCUUGCUGUGCUUUUUUAAAGAAAGAAGCUUCAGAUGGGAAGAUCUAUGAUGCAUACGUCAUGUAUCCAAAACCCAAUGGGGUGAGAUGUAUCUACACCCUGAACAACUUUGUUCUGAGAAUACUACCCGAGGUCUUAGAGAGCCAGUGUGGAUAUAAUCUUUUUAUACUUGGAAGGGAUGAUUUACUAGGGGAAGCUGUGGUCAAUGUUAUUGAUGAAACCAUCAAACGAAGCAGAAGACUGAUGAUAAUUUUAGAAUCAGAAGCAUUGAGUUACAAUGUGUUAGAAGAUACCUUUGAACAGCAACUGGCUGUGUACAAUGCUCUUAUCCGGGAUGAAAUAAAAAUUAUUCUGAUUGAACUAGAUAAAAUACAGGACAACACGAACAUGCCAGAAUCCAUUAAAUACAUUAAACAAAAGUAUGGGGCCAUCCAGUGGAAAGGGGACUCCACAGAGAAAUCUCACUCAGCAAAUAAAAAGUUCUGGAAAAAUGUGAGAUACCGAAUGCCACCCAGACAAACAGUGUCUUCCUUGGAUCCAAAAACUUUUCGCUAUUCUGCAGCAACAGAAAGAUGA
Terrapene triunguis (Three-toed box turtle) is the source of this 2226-nucleotide messenger RNA. RefSeq names its product interleukin-1 receptor type 1-like. NCBI's taxonomy places the organism in Eukaryota, Metazoa, Chordata, Testudines, Emydidae. The record is from RefSeq and is a predicted model, not a curated record. Gene Ontology annotation, molecular function: interleukin-1, type I, activating receptor activity; nucleic acid binding. Bases 1 to 2226 code for a protein of 741 amino acids. Gene Ontology annotation, biological process: regulation of inflammatory response; signal transduction. The transcript is spliced from 10 exons.